GCAAAGCACCUCAGAAAACAACCAUUACUCCGCUGAUUACAUUUAGAGUCUGCAUCGCCGGUAGACAUUGUUUGUGUAUGAAUGUCCUCCGCUUCAUAUACCAGCAAGUGCUUUUUGCAAACGAACCCCUUCUCCGACUUUGUCUAUAUCCAUAACCUGAAAGUACACCAGUACUCCAUUCAGCCAUUUCUCUCCCGUUAAAUCCGACCGUAGAGCCAGAUCAGUGAUACAACCAAAGCAAGCGACCAUCAUUUGCGUCCCUGGAGCGGAGGAUGGAGACUGCGCACGCACACGCUUGAAGUUCCCUGGAAUCCCUCAGUUGCAACAGCUGAUUUCAAAGCGCGUGAGCAGCAACUUCUCACCGUUUCUCUGUUGCGCGUGGCUAGACUUCAACUCUUGUGACUGGUGCCGCUGACGAAACGCUGACACCGAGCGCGGACUUACCUCGCCUGGGAUUCGGUGGACGGAAGGGAUCGCUCACUGUCACACUUACUGCAACAGCACGGACACAAAAGCUCUGAAAUCAGUCUUUUGUCGAACCCCCUCGGAUUAUUAACCACCAAAUACGAAUGAAGCCUUCUAGCAAACAAUCAACCAGGAUAAAUCAACAGCGUCUCUCAUUCCGGGGAAUAAUAUAGACCACAAUUAAAAAAUAUCGUUAGCUCGGCUACGGGUCGUCCCGCAUUGGUCCUUCUGCUUCCGGUAUCACCGAAGAAACCAAGCCGUUUGUGUUCCCUCGGCCACAGUUUUUUUUUGCUGCAGAACUUUUUCGUAAAAAAAGGAAAAUGGGUCUUUGAGGCGGUUGGCAAAAUUCCCCGCUCUACAAUGGCGACCGAAACCUUUCUGGUGAACGAAGACCCUUCCAGAGGUCCUGGGAUGCCUGAAUGCUUUGUAGUGUCUGAUUCCUACAGGGAUGAAUUCCAUCCCUUCAUCGAGGCCCUGCUGCCCCACGUCCGUGCAUUCUCCUACACCUGGUUCAACCUGCAGGCCCGCAAGCGCAAGUACUUCAAGAAGCACGAGAAGCGCAUGUCCAAGGAUGAAGAGCGCGCGGUGAAGGACGAACUGCUGGGCGAGAAGCCGGAGAUCAAGCAAAAGUGGGCCUCGCGGCUGCUGGCCAAGCUCCGUAAGGACAUCCGGCCCGAGUUCCGCGAGGACUUUGUGCUGACCAUCACGGGCAAGAAGCCGCCCUGCUGCGUGCUGUCCAACCCCGACCAGAAGGGCAAGAUCCGCCGCAUCGACUGCCUGCGGCAGGCCGACAAGGUGUGGCGCCUGGACCUGGUGAUGGUGAUCCUGUUCAAGGGCUCGCCGCUGGAGAGCACGGAUGGCGAGCGGCUGGUCAAGUCGCCACAGUGCUCCAACCACGGACUGUGUGUCCAGCCACACCACAUCGGCGUCUCGGUCAAAGAGUUGGACCUCUACCUGGCCUACUUCGUCCACACGCCAGCAGAGUCCCAGCAAUCAGACAAUUCCAACCAGCAAGGAGACGCGGACAUCAAGCCUCCGGCCAAUGGGCAUCUGAGUUUCCAGGACUGCUUUGUGACUUCGGGAGUGUGGAACGUGGCCGAGCUGGUCCGCGUCUCCCAGACUCCGGUUGCCACAGCAACUGGACCCAACUUCUCCUUGGCCGAUCUGGAAAGCCCCGGCUACUACAACAUCAACCAGGUGACCCUGGGCCGGCGAUCCAUCACCUCCACCCCGUCUACCAGGACUGAGAUGGAGCUUUAUGCAAGUCUCCCUCGGAGCUCCAACAAGCGCAAGUCCAUUGAUGACAGUGAGAUGGAGAGCCCGGUGGAUGAUGUGUUCUACUCUGGCCGUUCCCCCGCGGCUGGCAGCUCCCAGCCCAGUGGCUGGCCCAACGACGUGGAUGCAGUGCAGCACCAUUUGGCGAGUAUGCAGGAGAGGAAGAUUAAGCAUGAGAACGAUGCCGUGCAGUUUCCUUACCAUGAUGCAGAUGAAAGACGAAGGCCCUCUUAUAAAGCCUCUUCAGAAAGGGACAUUCAAGAAACAUAUACAAGACUCACCUCGCCUGGUUCUCUAAAGAAGCCGGGGAAAUUCGAUUUCAGCGCCCUGUCACCCCAGACGAGGCCCCCCCGCAUGACCUUCACCCACCACAUGCCCAUGCUGGCGGGCGUGAGACCAGGAAGCCCCCGUGCCUCUGCCUCCUCCCUGCACUUCCCCUCUCCUUCCAUCAUCCAGCAGUCCAGCCCGUACUUCACCCACCCCACCAUCCGCUACCACCACCACCCGGGCCAGGAUCCGCUCAAGGAGUUUGUGCAGUUCGUAUGCGCCGACGGGUCAGGGCAGUCAGGAGGCCAGCCAAACGGGAGCGGCCAGAGCAAAAUGCCGGGCUCCUUCUUGCUGCCUCCACCCCCCCCGGUGGCCCGCCCAGUGCCCCUCCCCAUGCCCGACUCUAAACCCAGCAGCACGCCCCUUGACGGCGGACACACCACGCCCACAUCUCCGUCAUACUCCACGUCAGGCUCCCCAGCUCCCAACAGGUUUGUCAGCAUCGGAUCACGGGACAACAACUUUCUAAACAUCCCCCAGCAGACGCAGUCUUGGUUCCUCUGACAAGACCUGCCAGUUAAUAAGCGACUAGAAUUCUACUAGAAGCGCCUGUCAUUAUAUUUGGGAAAUUUCAAACCGAAAAAAAACAAAGAAACAAAGAAACAAAAAAGUUUAAUUGUGAAAAAUAAUAUGCCAGCAGAACAUGCCCUCUAACCCCUCCUCUGAACCCGUAACCCUGAAACCUUAAACGAGGCCAAUCAGAUCUGAUCAGGAACUCUCAGCCCGUUUGUACUGGGCCUCUCCCCAACCCCCCACCCCUGACAGCCCCCCGCUACCAUUGAAAUAAAUAACAACAAAAACAAAAAAACAUACACAAAAAAAAGACCCAGCUUCUCUGCCCCAAUUCAGAAGAAAAAGAGGAUCCCAAAUCCAACCACACUAACACAAACGAGUUCCAAAAUGGAGGACAUCCCGUCAGCUCUCCCAACGACCACUGAACAGCGGCGUAACGGCAACACAGCAGACAGCAACACAGCACGAGAAGCAGGAGAAGACAAGACACUUUGCAGAUGUUUUUUUUUUUUCUCUGUCGUACAAGGAUGCAUUGUGCACUGGCUGAGGAGAUCAACAAUUCUAUGGUGAAAUACGAGAGGUAUAGGAAAAAUUAUUUGGAGGAAAAAAAAAUGUAAACAAAACAAUGCAUGGUGUUUUUUAAAUAUAUGAAAGGGACAUGAAACUCUGUUUUCCCAGACACUAAACAAACUGACAGUAAGUUGGCUGCACAUACCCCCCCCCCCCCACACACACACACACACACAAAUGCACAGCAGACACAUGCACACAUACACACACACUCUCUCUCGCUCUGUCAUACGCACACACACACACACACACACACACACACACACACACACACACACACACAUACACACACUUGUUAGUCAAGGCUGCAGCACCCAUUUAGCAUUGUGUGUAGUCAGCUUCUAUAUCCCUGUUUGUCCUCCCAAAACACUGAAACUGUUUUAGACAACACCCAAAUGUCCUUGCUCGACCAUUACAUACAGUAAAAGACAUGCAAUCCAAUCUGACAAACUCACACACACAAAAACAUUUGCACUACAAAUUGCGAUAACACUAAUCUCUUGUGCACUAUUGAAUGUGGGAUGGUGAAGAUGUUUGCACAUUGUUAUGAAGCAUAAACAAGAAACAAUGAUGUUACUUGUCUUUUGAAAGAGUUCCAUCAUUUUAGGGGCAUUUUCUACAAGGGGAGUAGAUGGAUGGCCUCUACCCAAACACACAAACACACACACUCACACACACACACACACACACACACACACAAUGCGAUUUCAAUUGAGCUGAUCAAAAACAGCUCUUAAAACAGGGUCAGGAAAAUUUUCAAAGUACGCUGUGGACCGUGAACAUGAUCAGAAAUCCUCGAAAAGCAGGUGCUGUACAUUAAGAACAAUGCAAGGAAUUUUUAAAUAUGACAAAUUAUCUUAAAGAUUUGAGGCAAUUUCUAAUUAUUUUUUUAAUCCUAAUUAUUGAAGACUUUGCCUUCCCUACACCCCUAGUGCCAAAUGAGUGUGAGUAGCAUUAGGUGUGUACACACCCCCCCCACCCCCAAUUCACUCUUAGAGGGAUAAAUACCCCUGUGACACACACACACACACACACAACACACACACUCUCACACACACACUCACACACACACACACACACACACACACACACACACUCACACACACUCACACUCACACACACUCACACACAUACACACACACGUGUACAUGUGUACUUGCACUCACCAUACAGUCCCUGUCACAUCUCUGCCCAGCACUCCUUGGGUGUAGUGUGAGAUGGCAUGUAAUACAACUAAUGUUUGAAAAUCAGCUCCCCCUCAAAGUAAGCCAUUUCCUCACUGACAAUCCCAGGUUGAGUGAGUCUUUUUUUACUGGCUUUCGAGGGAGCAGACAUCGACCCCAGACAAUGACCCCAGUUUUAAAGCGCGUAGGCACAUUCAGACAGGGUACAACAGGGUGCCGUAGUCCUCUGGCCUCCGCCCAGCUCCUGAGCCUCCCAGCCGUGUUAAGUUUACCCCUGUUGUUUACUCUCCCAGAAGGCCUCUUUCCGUGCUCCAAGAGCAGAGGCCGCACUGAGGAGCAAAAGAAUGUGUGACAUGUCCUGCAGUAGCUAUGCUCUGAGGCUCUGAGACUGGGGGAGAGACGGAGGAACAGGCCCGACACCAUCACACCAUCCUGACCAUCCUCCCAUUGUGUUCAGAGGCUGCAAGGUUUGCCCUGAGCAGAGUAUUGCCCCCCCCCCCCCCCCACACACACACACACCACCACCACCAUACACACGCACACACACAUAUGUGUAUAAACCCACGACCGCAUCACACAGUAGGCCUGUAACCACCCCUGCUAGAUUUGACUAUAAAGGGAAGCCUUGAUUUAAGGGCAAUCUGAGAAUAUGCCUUUAGAUUUCCAUUUGUCUAACGAAACUGUCAUCCGCAAUGAGUUUAUGUCUGUUCUUAUUUUUCUUUUUUCUUUUUUUUUUGUUUCAUUUCGUUUGGAACACAACACAAAAUCGUAGACCUCACAAAAUAACUGGACUGCCGGCCCAUGUGCGUGUUUCACUGCAGGGGAAGCUUGGUUGCCAUGCAGUAGCCAUUCCAUCAGCUUCACGGAGAGCAGAAUUACCAUGGCGACGGUGUUUUCUUUUUCGAAUCUAUGGAAGUGCCUCAGAGUUUCCAUUAUGCAAUUUGUUACAACAUGAAUUCAGGUUGUUUUUCUCACAUAUAAGCUAUAAGGUGAUAGAAUUUUAUGUCUGGAUGAAAAAAAAAAUUAAGAAACAAUAACAGCUCAUGACAAAAAGAAUGACAAGCGUCUUUAUAUAUACACACAAUAUAUAUCCAUAUAUAUUUAUAUAUGCAUUUUCUUUUUCCUUUGCGAGAUAAGCUCAGUGGCAGUCUAGUUAUUUUUUGAAGUAUGGCAUUGUCAGGUGUCUCAUAUUUCUUCAUAAAGUACCAGGCCCUUCUUACCAUCACACACCAGUAAAUUGAGAACAGAAAAAAGUCCAUGGUCAAUUCAAUGGAAAUUUGUCACGCUCAGAAAUAUUGAGGGAAUGAAAAGAGGAAAAAAUAAGAUAAAGCUUUUUCAUUUUUUUUUCCUGUUGUGUUUAGAUGGGAAUUAUUGUUAUUGAAAAAAAUGAUAAUAAUGUGUGUUGAUUGAGCCAUGUGCAAUGCCUUGAGUAGAACAAGUGUGUUUGCCUGUUAGAUUGUUAGAGGGUGUGACCUGUCAGGAGAGGGCUUCAAAAAAAGACCUUCUAUUCUAGUUUCCAGUCCUCCAGCUCCAGGACUCUAAAUCAAAGGGCCGAGAGAAAAAAAAAGAAAAAAUCAGUCUUUGUAAGUUUUGGGAAACCUUUUUUUUUUUUUUUUAAUCUUUCCUUUUUUGGCUUUUUAAUGUUUAUUUGUAAUGAUUUGUUCUCAAUACUUGGGAGGGCUGAAGGAACAGUUUUUAUCAACACAACAAAAAUAUAUAUCAUAUAAAUGAAAACUGGUGCUUUUAUGAAAUAAAGUACAUUCAAUUUCUAUCAUACAUAAAGAAUAAUAAACAAAAAAUUACGUGUUACCAUAAAGCAAAAUUCUAGAUAAAAACAUGCAUUAUUCUAUUUCUCUCUUUGUAUUUACUAAGGGGGGGAAGGGGUUCAUUGUUGUUGAGGUUGUGACAAAAGGCAUUUUUCUUCCAACCUUUAAUCUUAUAAGGUCGAAGAAAUCAUCAGGGAGACUAGAGGAGCAUGCAGUGCAGACAGAUGCUGAACUUUUCACUUUGAUGGACUAGCAGUCGAUCACACAUUGGACACUUCAUAAAUUGAUCGAUCAUUACCAGAAAGGUAAUCUGUCUAUGCAUUUUUUUUCCAGUCAGAUGGACUUGAGUGCAGGCCUAUGGUGGUGCAAUAUCACAGAAGCAGUGUAACACACACACAGCACAGUAUACAGAACAGUCUAGGAGUCCUCAGCACCCUACCUUCCAAGAACAGACCCCUGUUUUAAAGGGCAGGGCUGUGUCACACGUGUACAUAUUGCUGAAUACUUCUCUCCGACAUGAAUGACAAUAUCUUCCCUCCUCUGGGAGAUGCAUCAAAUGCAGAAUCCCCUCUUUGAAGAAGUGGGCUUUAAGAAGCUCCCAGCCCUGAGAGUGAAGUGUUUUUUUUCCGAGAGGACUUGGAGGGAUGGGAGGUGUAAACGUGAACCUCGUCAUUGGUAGCAAUAGUUGAGUAGUAGACUCCCAUCUCACGCCAAGGGACAGCGAGGGAAACCAGCGAGAUUAUUUUGAAGCGAUGGAGAUUUUUAUUUUAGAGGUGAUUCCCAUCCCCCGAACCCCCCGAACCCCCCCCCCCCCCAACUUCCAGUUUUCCUACUGUGUAAAUUACUCUGGAUAUUUGUUUCGUGGUGUAGUGUUUAGAUUCAGAGCAUCUUAAAGGUUGUCCCUAAAAAGUGCCUUUUGUUCACAGACUCCAUCUUGUAAUCCUGAGUGCCCGUCUCAAAAAAGAUUUUGAAAAAAGAAAAAAAAAAGAAAUCCCCUCCUUCUUCAUCCUUCUCUUGUACUCUCAUUCUUCAGGCUUUUCAAAGCAGUAUAUAUAGUACUAAAGGAAAAUUGGUGUGACUUAGUUCCUCUUUUUAUCGUUGGAUAAUUAAGAAAAUUGAAAAAAAAAAAAAAAAGAAUCUGUCUUGCUUUUUUCCUUCCUCUGUGUUCUGUCUUUCUGCCUCUCCUUUGGACACUGGAGUAGACCUGUAGCCGCGUAACCCUCUCCUUGCUCCCACCACCACCUCCCCUCCCACCUCCUCUCCCUUUCUCCCCUUUCCCCUCCUUGACCCUUUUCUCUGGACGGAGGGGGUUUUAAAAAAAAUACAUAAAUAAAAUGCAAAAACUUUUGUCUGAGCAGAAUGCAGUUAGCUCACAUGUUAUUCUUGUCUGUACGCUUCACAAUGUAUACCAUACCAAUCUCUUCAGCUUCUCCAUUCAACAGUUUAAUGUAAGUGAACCAGUCACACCGCUGGGCUGUGGGGAGCUGUCCUUGCCGGAGCGGAGUGCUGGAGGGCGGCUAGCACUCUGUUCACUUCUGUUCUUUCUUUUUGUUUUCAUUGUUCCGUAGCUGUCGUCGUUGGUGUUAUUGUUGUUGUUGUUGUUUUUGUUCUUUUUCUUUUGGAGUGCGAUGGUUAUUGACAUAUCAUGGGGAGGAGGAGCAGCAGGCCUAAGAGAUCUCGUUGUGGGUGGAGGAGGAGGAGGCAGAGAGGCCACGCGGGGGCUGAUUAGGGAAGUUUGUGAUGUGUUUUUUUAACUAUUUAUUUUUAUUUUAGUUUUUUUUUUAGCCUGUUUUUUACUGAAUUGAGUUUUUUUCGCUUUGAUCUCAUUUGUUGUCAGUGCUACUUUUUUUAGGCAGCAGAUGCUGAAAAGGUUUUUUUUUUCUUUUUUUUUGUUUGUUGUUUUGUUUUUCUUUUGGAUGACGCACCUUUCUAGCGGUUGAUCGAGACCAGCUGUUUUAAACAACUGAAAAAAGACCUGAAAUGACUAAGCACCUUAUAACGGAAGGGGCAUGGACAGGGGAGAGUGACGGGCUCAGAUUUAUACUCCCAAUUGUAAUCUGUUAAUCCCAGCAUCUGAUUUAUUAUUUAAAUGAUGAAAAGACAUACAGCGUAAUUAAUGAGUAGAACCAAAUUGCCAAACCAAAGUGAUGUGGUCAAAGAUGCUGCAUGCCACUGAAAACCCAGACUGUGGUUCCAACAAAGUCACCUUACCAAUUACACCAGCAAAGACAAAACCGUUUUCAGUUCAAUGAGAUAUGGCUCUGGCUCCAAAGACGUCAUAUUUCUCACCAGAUUAUGCAAGAUGACAGCAGUCUUUUAUUUCUCCUAUUAGCAAACAAAGCCAAUAGCAGUAUUAGCCAUGACAGGAGACCACCACAGCUGACAAGCCAUAGUGACAUGCAGGCGACUCGAGAGCCCUACGCUCUUCGCGCCCCCCCCCCCCCCCCCUGCUCCCCAGAGCCAAACCUCCCCGGCACCUGCCCCUCCGUGCUUUGAGUUUGUUUUUCCUUUCAUAUAUCUUGUUUUCUCUUUUUCUUUCCUAGAAAUUUUUGUACGUUUGCAAAGUGUGUAGGGCAUUUGGGCCACGUGUAGAGUUGCCUAGAGGCCCCCACAGGCCCCUGCUCCCACCCAUUUCAGCCCCCCGGCCAGCGGCACCCCCUUCCUCCGGCCCCAGCCCCCCACAGCUCAUGGUGAAAUGCAUGUGUUAAUUACAAUUUCUUUUCCAUAAUAAGGAAAAAACAGUUUGAAAAGAGCAGCUGAUUGAAUAAAAGGAUGUUCUUGACUGUA
Molecule: messenger RNA, 8887 nt
Organism: Clupea harengus (Atlantic herring)
Lineage: Eukaryota; Metazoa; Chordata; Actinopteri; Clupeiformes; Clupeidae
Gene: nfixb
Product: nuclear factor I/Xb
Biological process (GO): regulation of transcription by RNA polymerase II
Cellular component (GO): nucleus
Molecular function (GO): DNA-binding transcription factor activity, RNA polymerase II-specific; RNA polymerase II cis-regulatory region sequence-specific DNA binding
Source: RefSeq, a predicted model, not a curated record